AUGAUUAUUUUAAGUAGAUCUCAAAGUUAUGAAAUCUUCCCAAACUCUGAUAUCCUAAUAUAUUUUUGUCAACAUGUUCGUUCAAUAUCGGAUUUCCAAGAGGUAUACAAAAGGUUUGUCAAGUGUUUUACAGCUCGUUCAGUGGAUUUUCUUUUUGUAAAAUGUGAACCAACGAUAAUCAAAUUUAUCUUUGACAACAAUCUACCUUUUGGCAAACAAGCAUUGUUCAGUGCAGUAUCAAAUGGUCACAUGACAACAGUGCAGAGAAUACAUGCGAAAUAUCAAUAUACAAAAUCAGUGUGGUCCAAAGCAAUGUUGAUGGCAACCGAGAGGAACAAUAACCGAGUACAAGUAGACAGGUACUGGACAGCAAAGUUAGUCGAUGCUUUUGCAGCGCAUGGGAAUCUACCGGUGAUCGAAAUGAUCUUCAAUAAAAUGGAUGGCUUAUUUUUCGAAAGUGUAUAUCUAAAUAAACAUAUUAUCUGUACAAUUUGUUAUAAUAAUUAA
Heterostelium album PN500 is the source of this 507-nucleotide messenger RNA. RefSeq lists its product as uncharacterized. The record is from RefSeq and is a predicted model, not a curated record. Bases 1 to 507 code for a protein of 168 amino acids. Lineage: Eukaryota; Evosea; Eumycetozoa; Acytosteliales; Acytosteliaceae. The transcript is spliced from 2 exons.